Messenger RNA from Varanus komodoensis (Komodo dragon), 516 nucleotides. It is a transcript of the gene NRN1L, whose product is annotated as neuritin 1 like. The transcript is spliced from 4 exons. The record is from RefSeq and is a predicted model, not a curated record. Gene Ontology annotation, cellular component: plasma membrane. Lineage: Eukaryota; Metazoa; Chordata; Lepidosauria; Squamata; Varanidae. Bases 1 to 516 code for a protein of 171 amino acids. Gene Ontology annotation, biological process: neuron projection extension; nervous system development.
AUGGGCUGCGCGGCGCUGCUGGGGGCGCUGGCGCUCCUGCUCCCGCUGCACCUGGGUGAAGGGGCACUGUCUGAAGAGCCGGUGAGCAUGGCUGGCCGGAAGUGCAACACCAUCUACAAGGGCUUUGCCGAGUGCCUCAUCAGCCUUGGGGACAGCAUGGCUCAAAGCGUCCAGCAGCCACAGGACGACGACAGCAUCCAGGAGCAGCAGGAGCUGGACACUAUCUGCAGGUCGUGGGAUGAUUUCCAUGCUUGUGCCACCAAGGUCCUAUCCAGCUGUCCUGAGGAGGCAGCCAACAUCUGGGAAUCACUUCGGCAAGAGUCCAGGAAGAUACAGUUCCAAGGAAACCUGCAUGACCUCUGUAGCUCCCGUGCCCAGUCCGCAGGCAAUGGGAGGGCAUCCAACAUGGAUGAAACCAACAAGGAGACCUUGCGGGGCACAGCCUGGCUUCUCCAGCCCCACCUUCUGGGCAGCCUGACUGUUGUAGCUCUCAUGGUUGUGAUGCCCUUUGUCUAA